Molecule: messenger RNA, 1334 nt
Organism: Brachypodium distachyon (stiff brome)
Lineage: Eukaryota; Viridiplantae; Streptophyta; Magnoliopsida; Poales; Poaceae
Product: choline-phosphate cytidylyltransferase 1
Exons: 8
Coding region: 114-1070 (318 amino acids)
Biological process (GO): CDP-choline pathway
Molecular function (GO): phosphatidylcholine binding; choline-phosphate cytidylyltransferase activity
Source: RefSeq, a predicted model, not a curated record
GGGGACUCCCCCGUACUGUUCCCUCGACUCCGCCUCGAGGCUUCGACAUUCGCACGCCACGCCCCCUCCUCUUCCCUCUUGCGCUCUCCCCCGAACCUUCUCGAGCCGCUCCCAUGGCCGACGCCAAGGCCGAGGCGGCAGCGGGGCCGGCGCCGGCGCCGCAGUCCUCGCAGGAGGAGGAGGAGGACUGGAAGGAGGCGGAGGGUGACGUGGAGGUCGAGGACAGGGCCACCAGCAAUGGCGGCGGCGAGGAGGCGGACAGGCCGAUCCGGGUCUACGCCGACGGCAUCUACGACCUCUUCCACUUCGGCCACGCGCGGUCGCUCGAGCAGGCCAAGAAGUCGUUUCCUAAUGCAUAUCUUCUCGUUGGAUGCUGCAACGAUGAGUUGACUCAUAAGUACAAAGGAAGAACUGUUAUGACUGCAGAGGAGAGAUAUGAAUCACUUCGCCACUGCAAGUGGGUUGAUGAAGUCAUUCCUGAUGCCCCAUGGGUGGUUACAAAAGAGUUCUUGGAUAAGCAUAACAUCGAUUUUGUUGCACAUGAUUCUUUGCCGUAUGCUGAUGCUAGUGGAUCUGCUUAUGAUGUCUAUGACUUUGUUAAAAAACUUGGUAAAUUUAAGGAGACCAAGCGUACAGAAGGGAUAUCAACAUCAGAUAUUAUAAUGCGUAUUAUUAAGGAUUAUAAUGAGUAUGUUAUGCGGAAUCUAGCCAGGGGGUACAGCAGAAAUGAUCUUGGUGUCAGUUAUGUGAAGGAAAAACGACUAAGAGUUAACAUGGGAUUGAAAACGCUGCGUGACAAAGUGAAGCAGCACCAAGAAAAAGUAGGAGAAAAGUGGAGUACAGUGGCAAAACUCCAGGAAGAGUGGGUUGAAAACGCAGAUCGCUGGGUUGUUGGUUUUCUAGAGAAAUUUGAGGAAGGUUGCCAUUCAAUGGGAACUGCCAUCAAGGAAAGAAUCCAAGAAAGGCUCAAGUCACAAUCAUCUAAAGACUUCAGCCUUCUACAGUACGACAGCGACGAUGACGAUGCUUAUGAAGAAUAUGAAGAAGAUGCCGAAGAUGCGAAAGAAUAGCGCCGUCGUAGAACAUAUGUCAAAGUAUAAUACGGGCAUGCAAUGCAUGUUACAACCACCAUCAAUCCAUCCUUCAUCAUGUGUUUGUCUAUUUUAUUGUGAACUUUACUGUCAAGGUAGAUCUGUGUGCUGUGUUGGUAGCUGUACCUGAUAUUUGUCUAGGCAGCGAGGUACGCCCUGUAAAAUUCGUACUGGAAGACCUGGAUCUGUUUUUUAGCGGAUACAGUUCUCGUUUCGUUCUUAAAAGAUCCGUUCAGUUGUAUC